UUGGUAUCGGGUGAAUCGCUCUUUAAUUAUGGAUUUAGUGACGAUGGAGCUCAUCACUAUCCUUGUCCGGUCCCUUCUUGUGACUAUAGCAGCGAAAGUCGUUCUGCCCGAAACUACCACUUGAGAAUUGAUCAUUCUGGUUACGAUUAUCAAAAUGCUAAUCAAGCGUCAUCUAGUCAAGAUGCAUCACGACAUGCCACUCGUAAAGUUACGCGUGAAUAUGGAAACAGAAAAGAAGCUGCUCGCAAAGGAUCUUCGAGCUCACACAAUGUCAAGAUUGAGGCCGAGCUCGAUGAUAUCCACCCAUUUGAAGCCAGUAGUAGUACACGAAUUGAAGACUAUCACCCAGUCGACUCGAGUGACGCUUAUUCAGAAAUAGAAGAGUUUGAUGUGGAUGAACACUAUGACCUUUCUAACUAUACAGGAGUUGAUGUAUGA
Molecule: messenger RNA, 438 nt
Organism: Strongylus vulgaris
Lineage: Eukaryota; Metazoa; Nematoda; Chromadorea; Rhabditida; Strongylidae
Source: the annotation of a GenBank genome assembly